This is a messenger RNA of Poecilia latipinna (sailfin molly), 2377 nucleotides long. Its product is annotated as tudor domain-containing protein 3-like. The coding region runs from base 186 to 1238 and encodes 350 amino acids. The transcript has 9 exons. The record is from RefSeq and is a predicted model, not a curated record. Gene Ontology annotation, molecular function: protein binding. NCBI's taxonomy places the organism in Eukaryota, Metazoa, Chordata, Actinopteri, Cyprinodontiformes, Poeciliidae. Gene Ontology annotation, cellular component: nucleus.
CACUCCGUACUCGUACAACGCGUCUCAGUCCGUGACGUAUUUACGACUGGGUCAUUUAGUGCUCACAUUAACGAGCUUUGUUUGAAAGAAAAUAUUAUGUAUCACAGUACCAGAUAAUUGUUUGUUACUUGGUCACUCAUUAAAACCACUCUUGUCUUUAUUAGACAUCUGCAAUUUGGACAAAAAUGACCGAUCUGACAGAAUCUCUGGUCAAAGAAGGCUGGUACCUCAGUGAUGAAGGCAUUGCAGAAUUGAAAGGAUCUGCAGAGAAAGUUACACCGAGUGACCUUAUUCGCAUUGCACUUGAUAGUGAUCUUAGGCCUAUUGGGAAAAAGGUUCUUCCAUCUGAUAUAAAUGGUGGAAGAACUGAAAAGUUGGAGGGUCCAUGUGUCCUCCAGGUGCAGAAAGUGAGAAACAUCUCGUCUCCCAAAGACCAUGAAGAGUCCCAGGGAGCACCGAGAAUGCUGCGUCUCCAAAUGACAGAUGGGCACACCACCUGUGUUGGACUGGAGUUUAAACAUCUGUCCAAAAUCAGUUUGAAUACACCUCCCGGGACCAAGGUGAAGCUUGUCGGUUCGAUCCAAGUUAAAAAUGGUAUUUUGCUGCUCGAAGACUCAAACAUCCACGUGCUUGGGGGAGAAGUGGAUCAUAUGGUGGAGAAAUGGGAGCUACAAAGGAGUCUGGCCAAACACAGCAGGAGUAACAUUGGAGCAGAAGGCGGACCUCCACCUUUCGUGCCGUUUGGUCAGAACUGUGGAAGAAAGGAUGACGUAGACAGCAGGGAACUAGAUCAGAGGAAAACCCUGCAGACUCAAAAUGUGAUCAAAAGCACAGAGGAGAACGACGAGUUCGAAAAGCAGCGGACGGCAGCUAUAGCUGAAGUUUCGAAGGCUAAAGAAGGCCCGCGCACAUUUGGCGGUGGAGGAAAUGCGGGCAGUAAUUUAUCCAAUGCAGCAUCCUUCACUCGAAGCAGAGACUUUCACCAGCAAAGGAGGCGAGAAGACAGGCCAGAAAGAGCAGAAAGCAGACAAGAUGGAAACUAUAGAGAGCUGGUGGAUGAACGGGCUCUGAGAGACAUCAUGGAGAUGGGCUUUAAUAGGGAGGCUGCCCGACAAGCUCUGAUGGAUAACAAUAACAACCUUGAAGUAGCACUAAACAGCCUACUGACCGGAUCUUCCGGUGGCAGACCUGCCUCAGUGGUCCCUGAGCCUAACAAGCCGCAACUUAGAGGUUCAUAAACACACACGCACGCACACAAACACGCACACUGGAGCACAGAUAACAUCCCGCGCCCUGCAGUGCUUCUGGGAUCUACAAAGUUGGCAGAGGUUAGGAAAAGGUUGGGUAGCAACGUGGCGGUCCCUGAAAUGCGCUGGAAAUCACCAGAAGCCUAAUUAACGGUCCACGAUGGCUGUGCUGCGGGUUUUAGUUCAUUUAUCAAGAACUGCUGUAAUGCUGACUUUCCCCCCCUCUAAGCACACGAUAAGGUUUCAGUUGGAUAUUGUUUUACCUUGGUUACUUUAUGUACGUUUCUCAGCGCUAAAAAUCGUCCUGCAGCAACUUGAAACUUGUUUAAUCAUCCUAAGCUUCUUAUAAAAACUUUAUUGUUGUUGCUUCAUACAUAAAUCAUAAUCAGUCCAGAGGGCUUUUCUCUCUGAUCAAAGCUAUCAUGGCUGGUCAGGAUGGGCAAAGUCUUAUAACGAACACAAACCAUACAUAUUCACAGACUUGCAUAAAUAUACACACACCUGCGACCCCUUUCCAAAACUCCUAGAUAAAUGAAUGAACAUCGUCUGAAACAUCAUGUGGGUAAAAACAUGUUUCCCCAAUUAAAUUACACAGAAUGGUGUAUUUUAGGCAUUUAUUUCAGUUAGCUUUGAUAAUUAUGGCUGGUAGAUAUUGAAAGACCAAAAUGUAGUUUCUCAAAACAUGUGAACAUUACAGAGCACCAAUGAAAACUGGACUUUAAAUGCAGAGUUGUUGGCUUACUGAGAGGUAAGUACAGUAGAUGCACUCUACUGUACUUAGUUGGAGCUCCGUUUGCAUGAAUUACUGCUUCUUUCCUUAGUGGCAUGAAAGCAAUCAAUUUGUGGUUCUGCUAAAGGUUAGAAGGAAGCUCAGGUUGCUUCAGCUCUCCCGCCUUCUGGGUUCUUGUGUCCUUCGUCUUUAUCUUGACCAUACUCCAUAGAUUUUCUGUGAGUUUUGUGCCUGUGCAGUUGGCUAACUAUUAAAGCACAGUUAUAACAUGGUCAUUAAUCCUGAUAUUAGUCAGUGGUAUUCAGUGUGAGUAGGGCUGGAACGUAUCAUAUCAGUCACAAUAACAUCAGUAAAAAAAGCUAAAAAUCAAAGCACUGACAGUCAUUUCAUUAGAAAUGUC